AUGUAUCAGCGAAGUAAACGUGACACAGUUCCUGAAACACAGAGAGACUGCACAGAUCCUCAAAACCCGGUAUAUCCUGACACUGUAACAGAAACAACGGAACGACUGGAAGAUCUUAGAACUAAAAUGGCAGCUAAAGGCAUAAAUGCAUACAUUAUACCAUCAGAGGACCCCCAUAAUAGUGAGUAUAUAGCAGAGUGUCACAAACGACGUGCAUGGAUAACGGGGUUCACAGGAUCAGCAGGUCUUGCCAUUGUUACUGAAACCAAAGCUGCCUUAUGGACUGACGGCAGAUACAGUCUACAAGUUGAGCAACAAUUGGAUUGCAACUGGGACGUUAUGCAGACAAGUAAUGCGGACACUCCUUCUCAGUGGGACUGGUUGAUUGGAAAGUUGACAGGUGGUACUGCGACCGUUCCUCACAAAGUUGGUUUUGACCCAACAUUGUUGUCAAUCAGUGCUUAUAAUAAGUAUGCAGAGGCAUUCAUAGAUGCACAGCCAGACACCUAUAUUGAGAUGCAUUCAAUACCUGACGAUAACCUCAUUGAUGGGAUUUGGGCUGACAGACCAACAUGUACUAAUGAAAAACUCUCCAUUUUAGCAAUUGAAUGGACGGGUCAAGAGUGGUGGGAGAAGUUAAAAAUGCUUCAAGAUGACUAUAUGACUGAUACUGUUGUGGACAUGAUGGUUCUGCACGCCUUAGAUGACACUGCAU
Molecule: messenger RNA, 715 nt
Organism: Saccoglossus kowalevskii
Lineage: Eukaryota; Metazoa; Hemichordata; Enteropneusta; Harrimaniidae
Product: xaa-Pro aminopeptidase 2-like
Source: RefSeq, a predicted model, not a curated record